GCCUAAAGUCCUAAACAAAGCAAAAAAGCGUCGAAGAACUCUUUCGUCCUAGUUCUUAUUAACUCGGAAUGGCAGGAGUUUCGAGUUCAAGCUCAACGAUGGCAGAAGAGGAGCUAACGUUGACAGUCAAGUGGAGCGGGAAGGAGUACACGGUUCGAGUAUGCGGCGACGACACUAUGGGUGAGCUCAAGCGCCGAAUCUGCCAACUCACCACCGUCUUGCCCAAACGCCAAAAGCUUCUGUACCCCAAACUCCUGCCUUCCAAACUCGCCGACGACGCCGUUUUGCUCUCCUCUCUCCCUUUCAAGUCCUCAGUCAAAUUGACCAUGAUUGGUUCUAUGGAGGAUGAUAUUAUAGUGGAUCCCGUCGACUCUCCUGACAUUGUUGAUGACUUUGAGCUCGGCCAAGAUGAGGCUGUUGAUAUCAAGGAUGAUCAUGUUAAUAACCAGAAAUUGAGGAGGCGUAUAGAUCAUUACAAGAUUGAACUUAAGAAUCCCUGCCGUCAAGGAAAGAAGCUGCUUGUGCUGGAUAUUGAUUAUACUCUCUUUGAUCAUCGGUCCACAGCAGAGAACCCACUUCAACUUAUGCGACCUUAUCUUCAUGAGUUUCUGACAGCUGCUUAUGCGGAAUAUGAUAUUAUGAUAUGGUCUGCAACCAGCAUCAAAUGGGUUGAAUUGAAGAUGGGACAGCUUGGGGUACUCAACAAUCCCAACUACAAAAUCACUGCUCUUCUAGACCAUUUAGCAAUGAUUACCGUUCAGUCAGAUUCGCGUGGAAUCUUUGAUUGCAAGCCACUAGGCUUAAUCUGGGCUCAAUUCCCUGAGUUCUACAGUUCAAAAAACACUAUAAUGUUUGACGAUCUGCGAAGAAAUUUUGUGAUGAACCCACAAAAUGGUUUGAUCAUCAAGCCGUUCAGGAAGGCCCAUUCUAGCCGAGACAGUGAUCAGGAGCUUAUCAAACUCACAUCAUAUUUGCUUGCCAUUGCGGAACUUGAUGAUUUGAGCGCCCUUGAUCAUAAUUCCUGGCAGUCAUUUACUGAGGACAAUGUCAAAAGACGUCGGCAUGAAUGACAUUUAAAGCUCUGGACCAGUUUGUUGCUUAUAUUGACCUUUUGAGGGAUGUCAAUGCUUUAUCUCAGGGAUGAGCCUAGUAACUUGAAGCCUUUUGAUGGAGUUCAUUGAUUACUUUAAUCAUCUCGUUCAAGAUUUGUAUAAAUUUCUUAAAGAAUUGUAUAAAUUUCAUAAAUUUUACAAUAUGUAUUCUGCACUUGGAAGGAUACUUUGUGUGUUUUAUGUUCAAAACUGCUUAGCUACAUGUAAGCAGUGAUUUAGACUAAAA
This is a messenger RNA of Rosa rugosa (rugosa rose), 1338 nucleotides long. Its product is annotated as ubiquitin-like domain-containing CTD phosphatase. Gene Ontology annotation, cellular component: nucleus. The transcript is spliced from 7 exons. The coding region runs from base 69 to 1070 and encodes 333 amino acids. The record is from RefSeq and is a predicted model, not a curated record. NCBI's taxonomy places the organism in Eukaryota, Viridiplantae, Streptophyta, Magnoliopsida, Rosales, Rosaceae. Gene Ontology annotation, molecular function: protein binding; phosphoprotein phosphatase activity.